Messenger RNA from Fulvia fulva, 1473 nucleotides. Its product is annotated as High-affinity glucose transporter. Bases 1 to 1473 code for a protein of 490 amino acids. Gene Ontology annotation, molecular function: carbohydrate:proton symporter activity. Gene Ontology annotation, cellular component: membrane. The transcript has 5 exons. Gene Ontology annotation, biological process: carbohydrate transport; transmembrane transport. The record is from RefSeq and is a predicted model, not a curated record. NCBI's taxonomy places the organism in Eukaryota, Fungi, Ascomycota, Dothideomycetes, Mycosphaerellales, Mycosphaerellaceae.
AUGAAGAAGUUUGGCAAUGUCUAUCUCAUUGCGGCCAUCUCCAUUAUUGGAGGUGGUCUGUUCGGUUUUGACAUCUCGUCCAUGUCCGCUAUCAUUGCUACCGACCCAUACCUCUGCUACUUCAAUCAGGGACCGAAGCCCUGUGUCGGUCCAACGGCCAAUGUCCAAGGAGGAAUUACAGCCUCCAUGGCAGGUGGCUCUUGGCUCGCCUCGUUGUUCUCUGGAUUCCUCUCCGAUGCACUUGGUCGUAAACGGACUAUCAUGAUUGGCGCAGUGAUCUGGGUCAUCGGCUGUAUCAUUGUCGCCGCUGCGCAGAACAUCCCUAUGCUGAUCGUUGGCCGUAUCAUCAACGGGUUCUGCGUUGGUAUCUGUUCCGCACAGGUGCCUGUUUAUAUUACUGAGAUCGCUCCACCAACCAAGCGCGGUCGUCUUGUCGGCGCACAGCAAUGGGCCAUCACCUGGGGAAUCAUGAUAAUGUUCUACAUCAGCUACGGCUGCUCCUUCAUGAAGGGUACCGCUGCCUUCCGAGUACCAUGGGCUCUUCAGAUGAUUCCGGCCAUCAUCCUCUUUUUCGGUAUGAUCGUCCUUCCGGAGUCACCGCGAUGGCUCGCGACGAAGGACAAGUGGGAAGAGUGCGAGCAAGUGCUCAUCCUCACCCAUGGACAUGGUGAUCCAAACUCGCCAUGGUGGCUCGAGAUUGAGCGUCAAAGCAAGCAAAUCAGCUACCUUGAGCUUUUCUCGCCAAAGUACAUCAACCGCACUCACAUCGGCCUCUUCACCCAGAUCUGGUCGCAACUGACUGGCAACGCCCUGCUGGUGUCCUCUUCGAUCCAAUACGUGAUCAACGUGGUCAUGACGGUGCCAGCUUUGAUCUUCAUCGAUAGGGUCGGACGACGACCUCUACUCCUUCUAGGCUCGACUCUCAUGGCCACAUGGCUCUUCGCCAACGCUGGUAUCUUAGCAGUAUACGGCACAGAUCCUGGUCCAAAUGGUGUCGACAACAUCAAGGAAGCCUCCGUCAAGGUCAGCGGCGCCGCGUCGAAAGCAGUCAUUGCUUGCUCGUACCUCUUCGUCGCAUCUUACGCACCGACCUGGGGACCUGUCUCGUGGGCUGUCGCGCUCGCGACCUCCGUCAACUGGGCAUUCAACUUCGCACUCGGCUACUUCGUCCCGCCGGCUUUCAUCAACAUCAAGUGGCAAACCUACAUCCUCUUCGCCGUCUCCUGCGUGGCGAUGACGAUUCACGUGUUCUUCAUAUUUCCCGAGACUGCUGGCAAACCGCUGGAGGAGGUCACCGAAAUGUUCGAGGAUCCCAAUGGAAUCCCAUACCUGGGCACUCCAGCAUGGAAGACGAAGAGUAACUUUCAGAAGGCUGUGGCGCUGGAGCGUGGUGAGGGUUUGUCGGAGAAGAAGCUUGAUGACGAGCACUCUCCGGAAAGGCAUGAGGUUGUUGAGACGAAGCUGGAUGUUUAG